CUGUCACGUGACAUUGUUGUAAGUAUGGCGUUUCCCCGCUGCCGAUACGGCGUGGAAACAAACUUUUAGUUUUUCCUAAAUGGACCUUCCGUGCCUCCCGUGGCAAGACCACGUCGCUCGCAAGUGGGCCGGACUCGAACCCGAGUUCAGGGAGCGUUUUAAGUCCCUGCUUGAAAUUGAAGAUAUCUUUGAGAGCGCCCUGAGUGUCACAAACAAGGACGAUGCGGAGCGUCUGCGCCGCAUCUCUGCGGAAGGACACGAUGACACGCGGAAAGGCGCCGCGGAGGCGUCCGCAUGCAGGGAGCGCGGAAACGCCAGCUUCAAGAGGGGCGAGUACGCCGAGGCCGCGCUGCACUACUCGCAGGGCGUGUGUUUGUCCCCCCAAAGUUCGGAGCAGCUGUCGCUGUGCUACGCCAAUCGCUCUGCGGCACUUUACCACCUGCAGCACUACCAGGACGCUCUGGAGGACGUGUCGGACGCCGAGAAGAGCGGCUACCCGCCGGCUCUGGCGCACAAGUUGGCCGCGCGCCGCGCGCAAUGCCGGGCGCGCCUGCCGUCCUCCAGCGUCGCCGCAGAGCCAGACGACCGCUCGGGGACGUCUCCCAAAGUGGCGGUGCGCUUCAGCCCGGAGAAAGGUCGCCACAUGGUGGCGACGGAGGCCAUCGCGGCAGGGGAGGUGAUCCUGAGCGAGAGGCCCUUCGGCUCGGUUCUCGUGGCGAGCGACGGCGCCUUUGGGACGGAGCGGCGGCACUGCCACGCCUGCUUGAAGCCCGCCCGGCGAUUGGUCCCGUGCGCCGGGUGCUCGUACGCCCGCUACUGCGGCGCCCGCUGCAGGGACGGCGCCUGGGAGGAGCACCACCGCUGGGAAUGCCCGCUGGGCGCCCGCUUGUCGGCCGCCGGCGUCCUGUCGCACUUGGCGCUGAGGGUGGCGCUCAAAGCGGGCGUGGCCAACGCGGGCGGCGCCGCCUACCGAGGCGUCUGGGACCUCCUGCACCACGUGGAGCGGCACGCCGCCAGCAUGCGCUUCCUGUGCGCCGUGACCGCGGCCACGCUGCGGCUGGCGCUCGGCGAGACGGCGACGUCGCCCGUCGGACGGGCGGAGGACGCGGGGGGGCGGCUGCUGGGCGUGGCCAUGCUGAGGCACGCGCUGCAGCUGCGCUGCAACGCGCAGGCCGUCGUCACGCUGCAACAGCCAGGCUUGUCGGACGCUCACGUGCAGUCCGUUGAGGAGCGACGGGUCGCCACGGCCGUCUUCCCGACGCUGAGUCUCAUCAACCACUCGUGUCGGCCCAACACAAGCUUGAGCUUCGGCGCCGGUGGCGCCGUCACGCUGCGAGCGGCGCGAAGCCUGCGUCCCGGGCAAGAGGUCGCCCACUGCUACGGUCCUCACAGUAGCAGAAUGGUCACCGGGGAGCGGCGGCGCCUCCUGCAGGAGCAGUACUUCUUCCUGUGCCGCUGCGAAGCCUGCCAGGAGGACCGGUCGCCGGACGAAGAAUCUGGACUGUUGUGCGCCCGCUGCGACGCUUCCCUCCUGCCUUCCAGCGGAGGCGACCAUUCGUGCGGCUCCUGCGGCGGCGCAUGGUCCGGCGGCGAGCUGAGCCAAACGUUGCGGGACGUCCGACGCGACUUGGACGCGGCGGCCCAUCUCCUGGAGACGGAACAACCCGGCGAGGCGGCCGUCCUGCUGGAGCGGUCGCAGGCGCGGUGGCGGCGGGCGGGCGUGGCGCCGGCGCGCACGCACGAGCUGAGUGGCCGCACGGAGGACGCCUUGGCCCGGGCGCACGCGCACAAAGGCGAUUGGGCGCGCGCGGCCGAGCACUUGGAGCUUAGCGCCGCCGCCGUGGCGGCUCGCUUCGGAGCGGACAGCGUGGAGAUGGCGCGACAGGUCGCCAAGCUGGCGCAGCUGCACUUCAACGCCGGCUCCAGAGCGUCGGCGCUGUCCGUCAUCCCGGAGGCGCGCCGCCUCCUCGCCCUGCACUGCGGCGCCCUCUGCCCCGAAGUGCGGGAACUGCAGGCCAUGGAGGACUGCUUGCGCCGUUGACGC
Molecule: messenger RNA, 2044 nt
Organism: Hippocampus zosterae (dwarf seahorse)
Lineage: Eukaryota; Metazoa; Chordata; Actinopteri; Syngnathiformes; Syngnathidae
Gene: smyd4
Product: SET and MYND domain containing 4
Exons: 10
Coding region: 80-2041 (653 amino acids)
Molecular function (GO): protein binding
Source: RefSeq, a predicted model, not a curated record